This is a messenger RNA of Cadophora gregata, 2370 nucleotides long. RefSeq lists its product as uncharacterized. Gene Ontology annotation, biological process: positive regulation of transcription by RNA polymerase II. Gene Ontology annotation, molecular function: protein binding. The coding region runs from base 1 to 2370 and encodes 789 amino acids. Gene Ontology annotation, cellular component: nucleus. NCBI's taxonomy places the organism in Eukaryota, Fungi, Ascomycota, Leotiomycetes, Helotiales, Ploettnerulaceae. The transcript has 5 exons. The record is from RefSeq and is a predicted model, not a curated record.
AUGAACAACGUUAAUAUGGGUGGCAUGAAUGCCAUGGGUGGUCCAGUCGGCGGAGGGAUGCCCAUGAUGAACAACGGCGCAGGUGGAGCCCGACAACCAAUGCCGCCGAAUAACAACGACCAGCGAUCGCAACUCAACACCUACAUCUACGAAUACUUCCUCCGAAAUGGGAUGUACGAUUGUGCGAGAUCUCUUCUCAACAGCGAACAGCCCAUAAAUGUGGAGAAGGAUAGUCCUGGCCGCCGUCGCGAAAAUGGUACUGGCGAUGAAGGAGGAGAUGGAGAUAACAAAGACGACAUCGACUCCAAGCAACCAAAUGACUUGCCAAACCCAGCUAUCCCCAAGGAAUGCCCAGAAAGCUGUUUCUUGUACGAAUGGUGGUGUCUAUUUUGGGACAUGUUCAAUGCCCAGCGUGGAAAGGGUGAUGCACGCAGCGUCUUACAAUACGUCACGCAUACACAGGGUCAAUCACGACUUAAGCAAGAACAGCAGCAACAGAUGCUGCGCGGAUUGAGAAACGAUAUGACACCGCAGCAGUAUCAGCAAUUGAUGAUGAGAAACUCUGCUGCAGGUAAUGGCAUGAACUUGAAUCAGAAUGAAUUGAGGCACAAGGCCAUUCAAAAUAACAAUCGAAAUGCUACCCCGCAGCAAUUGCAAAUGCUUCAAGCCCAGCAGCAGGCUCAGAAGCAGCAACAGAUGCAGCGUGAUCCAUCAGAGGGAAAUAAUCAGCAGCGCCCACAAUCCCCUGGAUCCGCAGAGAAUGCACCGUCUCCUUCGAAACGUCCUCGUCUUGACGGAACCCCGUUCAACCCACAACAAGUGCCAAAUGGAAGAGGACAAGCUGGAGGAAUGCCCCAACAGGUGGGAGAUACUGGCCCCAGCAAUGCUAUUCAAGCGGCUCAUAUGCAGCUUACCAAUGGCAUCGAACCAAGUAAUCUGACAGCUCAGCAGUUCCAGAACAUGCCAGGCGGUCCAAAUGCUCAACAAGCCAGACUCGCCGGAUACCAGCAAAAUCUCGCCCAGCAGCAAGCUGGCCAAAUGCCCGGCGUUAAUAAGCCCAUGCCAAACCCCGGUGGUCCCCAGAAUCAGGGCUCACCAAUGAUGACCCAAGGCCAGGAUGGCGCGGCAAUCGCCAACUACUAUAAUCCUCAAGACCCGAACAGAAUGCAGGGUCCAGGUGGUGCACCUGGUGGUAGCGGCGGAAACCAUGCUCUGCAAGAUUAUCAAAUGCAACUAAUGCUCCUAGAGCAGCAGAACAAAAAGAGGCUCAUGAUGGCGCGCCAAGAGCAAGAUAACAUGAUACCACGACCUGAAGGAGGACAGGGCGGUGGUCCUGGUCCAGUAGGACCUAACGGACAGCCAUUCCAACAAGGGACCUCCCCUCAAGGUCCUCGUUCGGUGAACUCGCCUAAUCCAGGUGAUCAAAUGAAGCGCGGUACUCCUCACAUGAACAAUGCUGGCAUGCCAUCGCCUCUUCCAGAAGGGCAAUCUCGAGGUUCUCCAAGUAAUGGAAUGAACUUCAACCUUCCUGGCGGUCAAAUGGAUCCAAAUAUGAAUCCUCAGUACUUCAAGAUGAAUGGUAUGGAUCCUAACAUGGCCGGUGUCAUGCCUAAUGGCAUGCGUCCUCCAAGCUCUCAUCCAGGAGGGUUCAACGGCCAAAUGACCCCACAGCAAAUGGCUAUGGCUCGUCAGCAACAACAGCAAGUCCAGAACUGGCAGGGACCUAACGGCCAAAUGAUGCCACAACCUGCCUCAGGAGGAGCUCCACAACAGAAUAUGGGUACACCGCAACAGCGAGCUAUGCCGCCGCCAUCCGCCCCAGCAGCCAACCCAGCAGCGAAUGGUAGAACGCAACCUCCAUCGCCGCAACAGAACCCAGCACCACCGACGCCGUCGCAGACCAAUAAGGCCAAUCCAAAGAAGAAGGCAGAGUCAAAGGACAGUAAAGCAAAGCGGGCUACAAAGAAGGGAUCUACCGCGAACCUCAAUGCAGGUGCCACACCGUCUGCCGACGCCGAAAAUGCUGGGGCAACGCCGACGCCCGCGACUCCCAUUACCCCGGUCCAUCCGAAGAGCUUCCAAAAUGGAGCAGUCCAGCCUGUUACGAACGGUCAGGCUCCCGCGCCAGCUGCGAACGCCGGGGUUGUUCCCCAACAGCCCGAUCCUCUGCAAGGCGGUGCUCUUACCUUCGAUUCUUCUGCUUUCGAUUUCCAGGGUGGUAUGGACUUUGCAAAUCCUGGCAAUGGCAACAUGGAUGUGCUCCAGGACUUCGACUUCGACUCCUUCUUGCAUCAAGAUGGAGAAGGUGUUGACCAAUUCAACUUCGACUCGGCCGCAUUCCUUGAUGGGAACGAGAUUGGCGCAGAGUGA